This is a messenger RNA of Daldinia loculata, 1652 nucleotides long. RefSeq lists its product as uncharacterized. Bases 223 to 1473 code for a protein of 416 amino acids. The record is from RefSeq and is a predicted model, not a curated record. NCBI's taxonomy places the organism in Eukaryota, Fungi, Ascomycota, Sordariomycetes, Xylariales, Hypoxylaceae. The transcript is spliced from 2 exons.
AAUUCUGCCUUGUAGCUGUAGUUUACAAUUGCGCGAGCUAUGUAAUCUCACGCUUCUUAAACCUCUGUCACAACAUGUCUUGGUAGCACAGUAGUGUAAUAGACUGCUCGACGGUUCGUCCAUGUAGGGCGCAAGGAAAUUGUUAUAUUCCCAUCUAUAGCGACAUCAUCUUGAUCGAUAUAUCCAUAUUUCUAGCGCAGGGAACGAAAAGAGAGUAAGGCGAUGGCUUCCGCUCCGCAGACCACCCACGACAGCCGGCACAGCACCACAUGGGGUAUCAAUGGGUUCGUCAUCGUCCUAACUAUACUCUCUGUUGUGCUCCGCUUUUACACUCGCAUCUUCACCCGCGCCGGAUUGAAAGCCGACGACUGGUUAAUUCUAUUCGCUCUUAUCACUUCUCUGACCACCGUGGUGCUAGUUAUCUGGGGUAACUCUGUUGACCCGAACGGACUCCGUGCAUCAGACAACACGAACCCGGAUUAUGUCUACUCGUCCCGAGAUCAUCUAUACAUUAGACUAUCAUAUGCCUCUACCAUCCUCUACCUCACUGUUGCUAGUGCCACCAAGCUGGGAAUCCUAGUCAUGUACCACCGCAUCUUCGCCAUCAGCCAGGUCUUUCGGUACCAGCUAUUCGCCGUGAGCGCCUUAGUUAUCGGCUGGUGGUUCGGGUGUACCGUUGCCGCGUUGCGGAAGUGCAAGGAUCUCGAGAUCGGUCUGAACAGUACACUGAACGAUCCGAGGUACUGUAUCAACUUCAACGUCUACUGGAUGGCGGCCGGGGUAUGCGAGAUUCUUCUCGACGCCUGGAUCCUGACCUUGCCCUUAAGCGUGGUGUUGAGGAUGCACUACUCGCCGAGACAGAAAUUCGUCGUCUCGGGAAUCUUCUUAUUAGGAGCUUUCUCCAUAGGUUCCGGUAUCGCCAAAACUGUCCUUGCUUACCAGCCGGGAAGGCGAGCGCUGUCUUAUGCCAAUACUGAAAUAUGGGCGGCCUUGCAUACCAGCAUAGCCAUAUUGUGCGCCAGCCUGCCCAUCUUCAGACCCCUUGCCGCCCGAAUAGCGCAGUCGUACCCCGUUGUCAAGAUCACCAGCCUCUUAACUCGGCGACGAAAGUCCGGGAGUGGCAGCUCUCAUCUUGAUAAAACACCAAGCGAGGAUGGGGAUAGGAGUGGAAGCGGACACGGAAGUGGCAACAAAAACGGCAUUGCCAGGUUCAACCAAUAUUCAGAGAUAUCAUUCAUAGAUAUGGACAUGGUCCAAGACCACCUAAAGCAGCCGAGCCCGACCUACUCCCGCCUGUCGCCCGUAGAUUCUGCGAUAGAUCGGGUACAUUCCAAGGACGUAUAUGAAGAGAUACAGGUACUAGCUCCUCAGCUACCCCAUAUCGAAAGAACGGAUUCUCUAGAGCUGUCGUCGGACAUCAGACUUUUCACGACUCUGCCCCCGCAUAAAGAGAGUAGAGAGACGGAUCACUAGUCGGAGACAGGCCUGUUGAAUCAGUCACGCGGACUAUGAAGGGAUGUUAGGUAGGAGGAACGCAACUAUGUACAUUACGAUAUGAAACGAGAUACCCCUGGAUUUGAAUAUUGGCUAUACUUACAGCGCAAAACAGUACUUGCGUGAAGAUUAUACCUCCGUCUCUUAUGCUGGUAUUG